This is a messenger RNA of Acanthocheilonema viteae, 1812 nucleotides long. NCBI's taxonomy places the organism in Eukaryota, Metazoa, Nematoda, Chromadorea, Rhabditida, Onchocercidae. The record is from the annotation of a GenBank genome assembly.
AUGGAUGAGACGGUUGGGAUGGAUUCAUUACGGGUAAGUGGUCAGGAAUGUUCAGAUGUAUCGGAAUCAUUGCAGAAGAUAUCAUUUGACAUUUGUCCAUUGGUAUUACAAACUUCAAACUUGGCCCAUCAUCAGUUGACAGUAACGAGUUCCACUACUGAUGCCUUUAUGGAAUCGCCUUCUGGGAGGUAUCGUCACACCAUUAAUGAUAUCGUAGAAUAUUCGUUGAAUAUUAACGGAUGUGAAAAAGAAUCUAACUGUAAUGUAUCAACUGAAGCACAACAACAGAAUGAGUUUGUUAAAUCGAAGUUUGGAGAAAGAUUUGGAAGCAGGAAUGAAUUCGAACAGAAAAGCUUCAUUACCUCACUCUCUGUGUACUUUUGUUGGACUGUUUUGAUGAUUUUCGCAUUCUUUCGAGAAUUGCUUCGAAACCAUGGCAUCGAAAAGAAUUUUGCAGCUGUUGAAAGACCAGAACAGAAAGAUUUUGUGCCACUUUUCUCAGAAUUUGAAGCCAUUUACGAACGAAAUUGCUACAUGCGUGUGCGGGAUGUUUUUGAACGACCAAUCAGCAGUGUUCCUGGAGCAACUGUAAAACUUCUGGAUCGGAGUUCGGAAGAUUACAACUGGACUUAUAAGUACGCAGGAACUGAAACAGAAGUUAUCAAUGUUGGAUCGUAUAACUAUAUGGGAUUUGCUGAAACCGACGGUUUGUGUGGAAAAGAAGUAGCAGCAGUUAUCGAUGAGCAAGGAUUAUCCACAUGUUGCUCCAUUCAACAAUUAGGAUUUUCAAAAGCACAGCAUGACCUGGAAAAGCUGGUAGCAGAAUUUAUAGGUGUUGAUGAUGCUAUAUGUUUCAGUAUGGGUUUUGCUACUAAUUCUCUGAAUACACCAUGUUUAGCUGAUGAAAAUUCAAUCAUAAUUAGUGAUCAGUUCAACCAUGCAUCACUUAUUCUUGGCAGUCGAAUGUCUGGAGCAACAAUCCGUAUCUUCAAACACGACGAUAUGGUAGAUUUGGAGAAAAUUAUUUGCAAUGCAAUUGUUUAUGGUAAUCCGAAGACGAAGAAACCAUUCACAAAGAUUUUAAUCAUUGUGGAAGGAAUAUAUUCCAUGGAGGGUUCAAUAUGUAAUUUGCCAGCCAUUAUUGCGUUAAAGAAGAAAUACGGUGCUUAUAUAUAUCUUGACGAAGCGCAUUCUAUUGGAGCAAUGGGCCCACAUGGACGUGGGAUUGUCGAUUAUUGGGGCUGUGAUCCACACGAUGUUGAUGUCCUUAUGGGAACAUUCACUAAAAGUUUUAGUGCAGCUGGCGGUUACAUUGCAGGCAACAAACGACUUAUAAAUUAUAUAAGAGCAAAUUCGGCCGCAACUAUCUAUGCACUUGCAAUGUCACCUCCUAUUGCGCAGCAAAUCAUAUCAUCAAUGAAAAUUAUGAUGGGUCUUGAUGGUUCUAAUGAUGGUGAAAUGCGCAGGCAGAAUUUGCGGCGUAACACGCAUUAUUUUCGAAAACGUCUGAAACGUAUGGGUUGCAUUGUAUGUGGAUCUGAUGAUAGUCCCGUUGUUCCAAUUAUGCUUUAUUAUCCUACGAAAUGCGGGUUUUGGGGUCGCGAAAUGUUAAAUCGGCGUGUGGGAGUUGUAGUUGUUUCGUUCCCAGCGACACAUAUGACUGAGAGUCGAGUAAGAAUUUGCCUUAGUGCUGCUCAUUCCAAGGAAAUGCUCAAUUAUGUGCUGGAUGCAAUCAAGGAAAUUGCCGAAGCGAGCAAUACCUUAUCAUUCCGGAUUAAACAGAAAUAUGCAAACCUGGCAAUCGAUUGGUAG